AAUUUAGAAAAGCCUAUAAAGUAGCAGUGUUAUAUCGUGGUCAGGGGUUGUAUCCAGGCAGGAAUGUCGAGCAGCUGACUGCAGGGAGGGGUUGUGAGACUUGGCUGCAGGCAGUUCAUUGUUUUUGCUGGUGGCAACGUUUUAACAGUCAUUAAGUCUUCGAGCACGCAAAGAUCAGGUGAGUGUUUGUGACAAUGGGGAGCUGGAAGAGUCACGUGCGCGCUAAACUGCAACAGAGAGACCAAACUGAGAAAGUCCCAUACGUCGGUGUGUUCACAAGCUUGUCUCAGCUGGAAGAGCGUUUUGAAAUCCGCAAACAAAUCUUGGAUGAUGUUCAGUCCAAGAGUAUUGAGCGUAGUGGAGUCGACGUUGGGAAAAACACCAGACUCCUUCAACUCCAGCUCAGAGAGAGUGAACACCUGGCAGAAAAGCUGUCUCAGACUGUCUCUGACCUGACCACCGUCCUAUAUCUGAAAGAGGCCGAGCUUCAGUACUGGCAGUCACGUGUGUCCCACUGCCGUCAAGAGGCACUUACUCUGGCUAAAGGGAGGAACACCCUGAAGGCGACCAUUUCAGAAUUAGAGUUCACCGCAGAGUGUCAGUCCAAGGAGUUGGCAGCCCUGCGGGCGGAGCAGAAAGGUCUAAAGCAAACAUUGGCACAGGCUUGGACAGAGAAAGAAGAACUCUUGCAACGAUGGAUGGAGGAGAAGAGGGAGGAGGCAGUCAGGUUGAAUAAGUACAAUGCCGCACAGGAAAGGUGGCAACAUUGGGCCAAACAGCUGAAGAGGCAUCGCCAUAGAGACAUGGCAAAAGAGGAUAUUCCCAUAGUGACGAGUUCUUGGAGUGGCACAACUCAAACGUCUCCAUCAGUCAUUCAAAGGAUCAAUAAUACAGCAGUGAUACAGCAGGGACACUCAGACCACAACCACGACUCAGCUGCUGCAAAAGUCUGAUAUUCCCAUGGGAUCCAGGGGACGACAGUUCUCAGCACUCUCUGCCCAUAUCCCCAGUGCUUGUGGUUGGAAAAACUAAUUGCCCAUAUGUGAUGCGAGAAUGAUGACAGAGGGGGCAACCCUUUGCUGUAUCUAUUUUUAUUAAUUUACCCCAAAUUGAUUUAAAGAUCCACCGUAGUUUCAAGAUAUAUUCAAUUUGUCUAAUUUUACAUUUACUGCUUCAACUAAAGUCAACCUUUUCCCAAGUAAUGUCAGUUACUCUCUAUUUACUGUAGCUCAUCACAUCUGAUUGACACCCCUGACUAAGGAAUUUUUAAAAUCCAUCUUGUUGCACCAUUUCAGGUGAAAUUACUUGUUUAUCUAGUUCACAUCAUUAAAGUUGCAGUAGCUGGUGCUGCUGUUGUUGUACAGUCAGGACUCGGGGCUUGGUGUAAGUGACUGUGCCUAUUUCGACUUUGAGCUGUUUAUUCGUUAAGAAAAUCACGUGAACCAUUUUUACGUCCUGCGUCAAAAAGUGUAUUUGAAAAGAAUUUUAAUAACCUAACACAUUUUAAAAUUCCCUUUUUAGGAAAAUGUCUUUCUUUUUCUAUAUCAAAUGUUAAAGAAAAUAAGGUUAUAUGCAAAUUUAACUUGUUGUACAUUUCAAUUCUUAACUGGCUGUAAUAUUAUAUUAAAUAAAACCUUUUUUUGA
Messenger RNA from Larimichthys crocea (large yellow croaker), 1644 nucleotides. RefSeq names its product autophagy-related protein 16-2. Bases 195 to 953 code for a protein of 252 amino acids. NCBI's taxonomy places the organism in Eukaryota, Metazoa, Chordata, Actinopteri, Sciaenidae. The transcript is spliced from 8 exons. The record is from RefSeq and is a predicted model, not a curated record.